Messenger RNA from Closterium sp. Yama58-4, 1965 nucleotides. The record is from the annotation of a GenBank genome assembly. NCBI's taxonomy places the organism in Eukaryota, Viridiplantae, Streptophyta, Zygnematophyceae, Desmidiales, Closteriaceae.
AUGACCGUUGGUGAGGAUGAGGAGGAAGGGGAAGAUGAGGAAGGUGAAGAGGAGGAGGGAGUGGAUGAGGAGGAGGAAGCUGGAGGGGGUGAUGGCCAUGGUGCUGCUGCUACAGGCAGACACGAGCGCCUCAAAGAUCGUCCACGCUUCGUGUCGUGUCAGACGCCGUCGUUCACUUUCCUUGCCGUCCCCUCAGCUCAUACCACAUCUCCGCUCUCCUCCACCCCUCUUCUGCUUCCCCUCAAAUUUUCCCCUACUCCCCACCCACCCAACCUCUCUCACUCCCCCCUCUCCCACUCGCCCCUCUCCCACUCGCCCCUCUCCCACUCCCCUCUCUCCCACUCCCCUCUCUCUCACUCCCCUCUCUCCCACUCCCCUCUCUCCCACUCCCCUCUCUCCCACUCCCCUCUCUCCCACUCCCCUCUCUCCUACUCCCUCGCCUCCCUCCCCUCUCUCCCACUCCCCUCUCUCCCGCUCGCCCCUCUCUCCCGCUCGCCCCUCUCCUACUCCCUCGCCUCCCACUCGCCCCCAGCCCAUUCGCCCAGCGCAUGGAUCACAUGCUCACGCCACAGGAGCUCUUCUUGCUGCGAGGUCCAGUGGCUCUUCUUGCUGUGGUUCUGCAGGGAGAGGCAAGGCGUUCAAGUUGUCCCACCCCACUCUCCCCCAACUCCCUCUCCACUCUCCCCCUUCUCCCACCCUCCCCCUCGCCCACUAUCCCCAGCGCAUGGGUCACAUGCUCACUCCACAGGAGCCCUUCUCGCUGGGAGGUGCAGUGGAGUGACCUCGGUGGUGCAUGAAGCUGCAAGGCGUUCACAUUCGGCGCAACAUGUUCGCAUUGCCCCCCACUCUCCCCCUCCCCCCUCGCCCACUCUCCCCAGCCCAUUCGCCCAGCGCAUGGAUCACAUGCUCACGCCACAGGAGCUCCUCUCGCUGGGAGCUUCUGCUGACACCAAUGCUGCUGCAACUGCUGCUGCUGCUGCUGCUGCUGCUGUUGCUGCUGCUGUCACAGGUGCAGGACGGAAGGGCAAGGGCAAAGGCAAGGGCAGUGGCAGUGGCGGUGGCAGUUCCAGUGGCUUGGGUGGUGCAGGGGGCGGCAAGCCACUCAAGUUUUCGUACGAGUGGCCGGCAAUCGGCGUUCCGGGCGGCAAGUGGGUGGCUGACCAUGCACUUCCCUGGUCCGCUGCUGCCGCUGAUAAGGAUAAAAAUGAGGAUAAGGAGACUGUGAAGGAUAAGAAUAAAGAUAAGCAUAAGGAGGCGGAGGAGGAGGAGGUGGAUGCGUGGGAGGGGUUCAAGGGACGGCUGAAGGAGCAUUGGGGGAGAGUGGUGGAGGAGGAUUAUGAGCAGCUGCUGGGGUUGAGGCAGGGGGGUGGAGGCAGCAGCAGCAGCAGCUGUAAUGGCAACAGUGAUGGCGGGGGGAAGCGGAAGAGAGGGAAGAAGAGUCUAGCAGCAGUGGAAAAUGGGUCGGCUGGUGGUGCCUCUUCAGGUGAAGCCGUGGCAGCAGUGGGUGCAAGUGAUGGGUUUGCGAGCGACCAUCAACGGCAAUUCUUCUCCCUCUGCACGUCAUACACGGAUGUGCUGCAUUCGCGACGUCCGUGCGCACAGUCCAAGUUCGGCACGCCUCUGGACGCUCAGGCCCUCACCGACGCCUACCUUCUGCAUGCAGAGGGGAAGCAAGCGGCAGAGCAAGCAGCGGAGGAGGGGAAGGGAGAGGAGAUGGAGGAAGAAGGGACGGAGAGUGUGCUUUUCAAGAAGGGAGGAAACGGCGGGAAGAGAGGGAGGAAAGGGCCAGGCGGGGUGGUGAUGGAUGGGAAGGAGUUGGUGGAGGUGGAGAAUAUCCCAAGGGACCAGGGCUUCACCAGACCCAAGGUGCUGCUGCUGCUUCCAUACCGCAACAGUGCGCUGAACGUGGUGCAGCGGCUGCUGCGAGUAACACCCCCGCAAUCCAAGGUCAGUGGUGUGGUCUGA